UUCUAAAUGGCACUCGGUUUACGGGAAAUGUGCACAGUGCGAGAGAUAUAAUACUUCAAAAGCAUGGUGUCAGUCGUGUGAUCCUUCUAAAACUACUCAAGGAUGGACUAGUGGAAAUAAUGAUAUCGAUAAUUGCAUUAAAGAAUUUCAGCUUGAAACUAUUAAAUAUGAAGACGUAAUUGAAUGGAUUCCAUUUAAUAGGUUAUCUGAAUUUCGAAACAUUGGCGAAACAGAAUUUCGGGCAUUAUGGUUAGAUGGAAUACGAAAGAUCAAAAAUAAUACACAAUCUCGUACAUUAUCAUUUAAUGGUUUACAAGUUGAUGCAUUAGAAUUUAUAAGAAAU
Acaulospora morrowiae is the source of this 343-nucleotide messenger RNA. The record is from the annotation of a GenBank genome assembly. Lineage: Eukaryota; Fungi; Glomeromycota; Glomeromycetes; Diversisporales; Acaulosporaceae.